GCGACAACUACAUUUUCACUUUUGUAAACAUGGCGGCGCCCUUGAACUCAGGUAGAAACCCAACAAAUUAACCUGAUGCCAUUAGGAAAUCAGUGUUCAAAAGUUGUUGAAAGAUCGAUAAGGAAUUAGUUGUAAUUCUCCACUGUACAUGGAAACUUUAUCGACAUGAUAUUCAGAGCUCAAGGAAUUUUUCCGUGCAGUCUUGGCCAUGGGAUCAGGCAGUAUUUUUUGCGAACCAUUGCCAGCCAGACAUCAGGCAAAACUAGCCCAGCAGCUGUCUUAUUAGGUGACUCAGUCAAAGUAGAUGGAGUCACUUACCCUACUGACAGUUUGACCAACAUAUCCCCUAGGGUUCUGUCUAAGGUGGGGCAGAAUCUUCACAGAGAGCAUGGCAAUCCUUUAUACCUUAUCCGCAAACGGAUUGAGAACUAUUUCUACAAAAACUUUGUGAAUCGCAGAGGCAACCCAAUUUUUUCCAUCUAUGACAACAUUAGUCCUGUGGUAACACUUGAACAGAACUUUGACAGUCUCCUGGUGCCAGAAGCACAUGUGAGUCGGGCUCCAUCAGAGAGCUACUAUAUCAAUUCUGACUACAUGCUACGAGCACACACAUCGGCACAUCAGCGAGACUUGAUACGGUCAGGACUGAAUGCUUUUCUGGUGAUUGGUGAUGUAUACCGCAGAGAUGCUAUUGAUGCCACACAUUAUCCUGUCUUUCAUCAAGUGGAAGGAGUACGACUUUUCUCCCAAAAUGAGCAGCUGUUUACUAAGGUUCGGGACUCAACAAACCUCAGCAUAUUUGAAACUGAAGGCAAGCGGAUGCCAGACAAACAAGAGGAUCAUAGCAUGGAAGCUGCCAAACUGCUGGAGCACAGUCUGAAGAAUACACUCAUGGGUCUCGCCCUGCACCUUUUUGGAAGAGACACAGAGGCACGAUGGGUGGAUGCCUACUUUCCAUUUACACACCCCUCAUGGGAGUUGGAGAUCAAACACCAGGGAGAAUGGCUUGAAGUUCUUGGCUGUGGUGUAGUGGAGCAGAAAAUUUUGCAGUCAGCUGGAAUUCAAGACCAGGUAGGAUGGGCAUUUGGUUUGGGUUUAGAAAGACUGGCCAUGAAGCUCUACUCCAUUCCUGAUAUUCGUCUGUUUUGGAGCAAAGAUUCUGGAUUUUUAUCCCAGUUUGAUGUUUCUGACCCUGAUACACCCAUUAGAUACAAGCCUAUCAGUGUAUAUCCCCAGUGCAUCAAUGAUAUCUCCUUCUGGUUGCCAGCAUCUACAGACACAGCUUUCUGCGUCAAUGACUUUUAUGAACUUGUGCGUAAUAUUGGUGGUGAUCUUGUGGAGCAAGUUUAUCUCAUUGACGAGUUCUUCCAUCCUAAAAAGCAGCGUGCUAGCCACUGCUACCGCAUUGUUUAUCGUCAUCUAGAACGAACACUGACCCAAGAGGAAGUGAAUGUGAUUCAUGCAAAAAUAGAGGAAGAAGCUAAGAGACUAUUCCGAGUGGAAGUGCGGUGAAUGCAGUGAUGGAGAGAGUGCAUCAUUUGUGAAUAUUUAUUUUGUUACGGUCUUCAUGUUUCAGUUCUCCUGUCUUUAAAGGCAGGCUUGGGUAGAUCUGUAGUGAACAGAUAUAUUCAGGUAAAAGGUGCUGAUGUAUGAUGCUUAAAUGUAUAUUUUGUGCAUGUGAGCACAAAAUAAUAUACAGUUCAACGUAAUUCUCUCAAAAGAGAAAUUCACACAUAGUUUGCUAUCAGAAUGGAAAAUGUAAAUCACAAAUAAUUGUAUACAAAGUAGUAUAUCAAAAUCAGCAUCCAUUCAACUAAAGUGAUAUCAUGGACUUGUAUAAAUCAAUAUGCAACCUGUCUCUGCUGCCACCACAAACAUUUUUCAAUCCAGCAAAAGAACACUAGAUGUAUGUGUUAGUGUGCAAUCCAAAACAGUUCCCAGAGGUCCUUGGUUCCAAAUACAAAAUUUCCAUUCACUUUACCAGCUUGCUCACAAAAUCGCAAUGAAUUAUUUUCCAAGGUGCCUGUUUGGUAUGGUAAUCAUCCUCUUCACCGUCUAACCCCAGAACUAAUGCUGAUAAUAGACUGAUCUUGGCCCAUUCCUGCCUCUCUUCAAAACUCAAAUAUAAAAAACUCUUGGUCAAGUGUCUUCUCAGUUUAACAACACAUGUACACACACAGACACAGAUUUAAGCUUUACAGAAACGUGCCAGUCAAAGUGGCAUGGUAAGUUAAAUGCUUCUGCCAUAUGUAUAGAAUCUGUUUGUGUUUAUUGCCAUAUGUAAAGGUAUUUUAACUAUACUUGCGUUAAAAAAAAAAACCCCGAAACUAUUUGCCCUCUGACUUAUAUAUAUGUGUUGAGCACAUUUUACAAAAUUUAACUAGACUGAUUAAAAACAGCAAAGUGAAUGAUAGAGGGGGUAUGUAUAUAAAGACAAUGCUUUUUUCCCAAAGAUUCAGAGCACUACAAGAUGAAAAGAUAAAUAAAGUGAAUGCCACCUAUACAUUGCAACUGUUUACAUUAAUUCAAGAAAUGGGAAAACAAUCAGCAGAGAUGCCUGUUGAAGGAAAAAAGCAUUGGGUAACUUGCUGAAUGAAUCUCAUUGAAACCGCCUAUACUAAAAAAUCGUGUAGGUAUUAGACAUGUUGUUUUUGUAUGCCAAGUCUUCCCCCUUGCUGCUGACAUGCCUGUUUCCACAGAACUGUGGUAGACUGCACUCGGACAGUCAUGUAGUCGUGGCACAUUGUAUUCAUCAAAGCUUAUCAAGCUCAACUGUUGUUUUUAAACAAGAAUUUUGGGCAUGGGAAAUAUUAUUCUUUUCAAGUAAAGAUCAAGUUUGUCUUCAUCCACAAUAAAUAAUCAACAAUGA
Pomacea canaliculata is the source of this 2869-nucleotide messenger RNA. Its product is annotated as phenylalanine--tRNA ligase, mitochondrial-like. Gene Ontology annotation, cellular component: mitochondrion; cytoplasm. Gene Ontology annotation, biological process: phenylalanyl-tRNA aminoacylation. Bases 166 to 1512 code for a protein of 448 amino acids. Gene Ontology annotation, molecular function: phenylalanine-tRNA ligase activity; ATP binding; tRNA binding. Lineage: Eukaryota; Metazoa; Mollusca; Gastropoda; Architaenioglossa; Ampullariidae. The transcript is spliced from 7 exons. The record is from RefSeq and is a predicted model, not a curated record.